UUCUUGGCAUUCUGGGAAAUAAACAGAUUAGUAUCUGGUGUAUCAAUAGCAUGUAGCGUCUAUCAGCACUUACUAUUGUGGGAGAAGCGAGAAAUAACACGUAGUUGGGUUGUCAGACUGACGUCGGUGCUCCGGUUGUCACUUUGCUCCGGGAAGAGAAAAAUAAGGAUAUUUUUUUUUUUUCCGGGCGAAUCGCGCGUUGGAAUCGCGCGUUGAACUGGAUUUCCAGGACUUUGCACACGCAGCAGCCUGUAAAGUGGAGUCUCUCUCAGUGGACUAGCACCCCUGCUGCAACGUUGUGCUAAAUAGGACCGAAGAGUUGCAAAAAAAAAGUCUUGCACGGAUUUAUCUUUCAACCGUUUUGGUAUCUAUACGAAUAGUAAGCAUGAUCUGACGUUUUUUUUUUUUUGUAAAUAACGUGACUUUCUUAUCAGUUUGUUUGUUGCCCUUCCUCGGCUUUCCAGAUUUUCAUCGACCGAUGCUUUUUCAACUCAGUGAUUCACUGGUGUGAGUGAUUUCUGGCGUUUGACUCCUAGGCGAUGUGAACGUUAAUCAUAAGUGAUUGAACUGGCAUGUCUCCCAAUUACACACAAGGUAACUGUCACACUGGACAAGGAUUCAUAUAAAUGGCAACUCAGAUCGGAAUCAUUUUUCUUUUUUGAAGUCUAUGUAAACAAUUGUCCUCUGUACUGAUAAAGUGAUGGGUCCGCAGCACAGAAGCCAUCGAUAACCUCCUGUGUGUCAGCACAUUUUUAACCCUACUUAUCUUUCUCAGUUGUCAUUUUAGAUUUAUGUUCAAGCCUUAUUCAAGUUACAACGCUCAUCGUUAACCUGAACACCACCAUCAGAGCGACUGGCUAUCUCUUCCCGAGACUCCGUUGAAAGGACAAUCAUGUGGGGCCCGGCGCCACAAUCCCUGCAGGUCUUCGUAAAAGUCCUGAAACACGCCGCUGUCAAAGGACAGAUCCAGCUGAACCGCUGGCUCCAGAGAUCCACCCCGGACGACUGCGAUCAAAUCGACAACUUGAUAUGCAACGCCUUCGACGAGAGAGGAGGCGCCGUCGGGAAGUCAGACGGAGACCCGGAGAGCAUCGUUGACACAGGCGUGUCAUUCACCGGUGGCGGCGCCACCAACGGGGAUUUCAGACACCCGUGUUGUAUUACUACGUGUUGUUUCAAGAGCAGCCUCCUGGCGUGCAUUCUGACAGCUGUGUGCUUCUCCUCCGUGGCUCUCGUCCGACAGUACCUCAAGGACCUUCUCCUCUGGGUGGAGAGCUUGGACAGCCUGGUUGGAGCCUUGCUGUUCAUAGUUGGUCUGAUCAUCGUGUCCUUCCCAUUCGGCUGGGGCUACAUCGUACUGAACGUGGCUGCGGGGUACCUGUACGGCUUCGUGCUGGGUAUGGGGCUGGUCAUGGUGGGGGUGCUCAUAGGUACCUUCCUGGCUCACCUGGUGUGUAAGAGACUGUUGACGGACUGGGUGGUCAACAAGGUGGGGAACUCUGAACAGCUCAGUGCUGUAAUACGGGUGGUGGAGGGGGGGAGUGGACUCAAAGUUGUGGCCUUAGCGAGACUCACACCCAUUCCUUUUGGACUCCAGAAUGCAGUGUUUUCAAUCACAGACGUGUCGUUGCCAAACUACCUGGUGGCGUCGUCAGUCGGCCUGCUGCCCACUCAGCUCCUAAACUCCUACCUGGGCACCACGCUGCGCACCAUGGAGGACGUCAUCGCAGAACAGAGCGUCAGCGGAUACCUUGUCUUCAGUCUACAGAUCAUCAUCAGUAUAGGCCUGAUGUUCUACGUGGUCCAUCGGGCCCAGGUGGAGCUGAAUGCGGCCAUCGCUGCCUGUCAGAUGGAGCUGAGGACUUCGCACAUGAACGGCACUUCCACCAAUCACAGCGGCUUCACCUACUGCAGCAAGAGGGCGUCGGCCGGGGGCGGGAUCAUCAACGUGGUCUGACGUCUCAAAACCCUGAUUUGACACGAGCGAAUGGGAUCAAACUGAACACCGAUUGGCCAGUAGAGCAGAUCUGAUAUCUUCCACGACGAGGAGGACCUACCAAAUAGCGACACUGAUUGUGUGGAUCUGUGGGGCUUGUAGCUGCAGCUGAGGGCUGCCAGGUGUUUAGUAGUCAGGUACACUGGUCUUGUCAUCACAGACUUAGCUACAACCUGAACACUCUAUGCAGCACAGCUCACCAUUCAGAUCUCAAUGAGACCAAGGGCUUGUCUUCUACAGUGUGGAACCAGGGGCUUCUCUUCUACAGUGUGGAACCAGGGGCUUCUCUUCUACAGUGUGGAACCAGGGGCUAAGGGCUUCUCUUCUACAGUGUGGGACCAGCGGCUUCUCUUCUACAGUGUGGGACCAGGGGCUUCUCUUCUACAGUGUGGGACCAGGGGCUUCUCUUCUACAGUGUGGGACCAGGGGCUAAGGGCUUCUCUUCUACAGUGUGGGACCAGCGGCUAAGGGCUUCUCUUCUACAGUGUGGGACCAGGGACCAGGGGCUUCUCUUCUACAGUGUGGGACCAGGGGCUAAGGGCUUCUCUUCUACAGUGUGGGACCAGGGGCUUCUCUUCUACAGUGUGGGACCAGGGGCUAAGGGCUUCUCUUCUACAGUGUGGGACCAGGGUGCUUUGCGAAAAUGUUGACCUCAUUUCUAAUGAUGUCAAAAGGAAGAAAUGGUUUAGCAUACACUACGAGGCCUUUUUUCUAUAGUUUUUUUGUUUGUUUUUUUCUCUCUCUCACCAUAAGAAGCAGUACGCCAACUUAUUGUUCCUGCUCUGUUACUGCGGUAGAGGCUUAAUGAUGACGUAUGGCUUAAUGAUGACGUAUGGCUUAAUGAUGACGUAUGGCUUAAUGAUGACGUAUGGCUUAAUGAUGACGUAUGGCUUAAUGAUGACGUAUGGCCUAAGGAUGACGUAUGGCUUAAUGAUGACGUAUGGCUUAAUGAUGACGUAUGGCUUAAUGAUGACGUAUGGCUUAAUGAUGACGUAUGGCCUAAGGAUGACAUAUGGCUUAAUGAUGACGUAUGGCUUAAUGAUGACGUAUGGCCUAAGGAUGACGUAUGGCCUAAGGAUGACGUAUGGCUUAAUGAUGACGUAUGGCUUAAUGAUGACGUAUGGCCUAAGGAUGACAUAUGGCUUAAUGAUGACGUAUGACAUAUAGCUUAAUGAUGAUGUAUGGCUUAAUGAUGACGUAUGACAUAUAGCUUAAUGAUGACGUAUGACAUAUAGCUUAAUGAUGACGUAUGGCUUAAGGAUGACGUAUGGCUUAAGGAUGACUUAAUGAUGACGUAUGGCUUAAGGAUGACGUAUGGCUUAAGGAUGACGUAUGGCCUAAGGAUGACGUAUGGCCUAAGGAUGACGUAUGGCUUAAUGAUGACGUAUGGCCUAAGGAUGACGUAUGGCCUAAGGAUGACGUAUAGGCCUAAGGAUGACGUAUAGGCCUAAGGAUGACGUAUGGCCUAAGGAUGACGUAUGGCCUAAGGAUGACGUAUGGCCUAAGGAUGACGUAUGGCCUAAGGAUGACGUAUGGCCUAAGGAUGACGUAUGGCCUAAGGAUGACGUAUGGCCUAAGGAUGACGUAUGGCCUAAGGAUGACGUAUGGCCUAAGGAUGACGUAUGACAUAUAGCUUAAGGAUGACGUAUGGCUUAAGGAUGACGUAUGGCUUAACGAUGACGUAUGGCUUAAUGACCAUAGCUGAGAGGGUCACUACAACAGAGGCACAACCUGGCUGGUCACAAAUGCCCCCCUAUUCCAUAUGCACUACUGUAGAGCCCUAUGGUUCCUGGUCAAAAGUAGUGCGCUAAUAUAGGUAAUAGAAUAGGAUGCCAUUUGGCACGUAAUCCCUGUUUGCCUGUCAGAUGUACAACAUGCUAAUAAUAUGCCUGUGUAAAGUAGAAGGAAUUUGUUGUGUUCCGUUUCCAUGUUCCAUCCAAACCUCCCAUGCAUAUUAUAGCUGUUUUUAGUUACCAACCAUUUUGGGGGGGAUUAAUUCAUUUGUUAUUAUUAUUUUUUGAAUUUUUUUCAUGUUCAUUUGCAAAAUAGUAAAGGGCAUUAUUUGGAUAGGUUUAUCAGUCUGUAGUUGAAUUCUGUUUAAUUGUGCCUUAUUGCUUAGAAUAGAGGAAGACAAAGCUGUCUGUUGGUGUUACCAAGCUAGGAGUACUGGAGUUCAUUAGGCACCAAACGGAAAAAAGGUCGGCUUUGGCCUGGCUGGCCAAUGGGAGCAGGUCGGCUUUGGCCUGGCUGGCCAAUGGGAGCAGGUCGGCUUUGGCCUGGCUGGCCAAUGGGAGCAGGUCGGCUUUGGCCUGGCUGGCCAAUGGGAGCAGGUCGGCUUUGGCCUGGCUGGCCAAUGGGAGCAGGUCGGCAUUGGCCUGGCUGGCCAAUGAGGGCAGGUCGGCUUUGGCCUGUUCUGUCUGUCAGUUGAUACUUUUAGCAGCUCUGCAGUUCUGACAGGAACAGAUGGAAAGGAGAGAGACGUCCUCAGCUCAGCAGGAGAUGUUGUAAUGUUUACUGUAGGCUAGCUAGUUUAACCAUUCUGAUUUACUGUAGGCUAGCUAGUUUAACCAUUCUGAUUUACUGUAGGCUAGCUAGUUUAACCAUUCUGAUUUACUGUAGGCUAGCUAGUUUAGGCUAGCUAGCUUAACCAUUCUGAUUUUACUGUAGGCUAGCUAGCUUAACCAUUCUGAUUUUACUGUAGGCUAGCUAGCUUAACCAUUCUGAUUUUACUGUAGGCUAGCUAGCUUAACCAUUCUGAUUUUACUGUAGGCUAGCUAGCUUAACCAUUCUGAUUUUACUGUAGGCUAGCUAGCUUAACCAUUCUGAUUUUACUGUAGGCUAGCUAGCUUAACCAUUCUGAUUUUACUGUAGGCUAGCUAGCUUAACCAUUCUGAUUUUACUGUAGGCUAGCUAGCUUAACCAUUCUGAUUUUACUGUAGAAAACAAUGUUCUAUUGUGAGGAUAGCUGUAGAUUAGCCAGGCUCCAGAUCUGUUUGGCUGUACACUUCUCCCAAAUAAAGAAAACUGUUUUCUACUGUGAGUAAAAAGGAUAGCUGUUUAAGUCUCUCUAGCCUGCUUCAGAAAAUCCUACAACUAAUUUAUUUGUUUUGAGCAGGUUUGUUGUAACUUCAGUUCUAUGAUCUAUUCACUUUUUUUUUGCGGUCUAUGAUAGUUUAGGCUGUGGGAUUAUUUUGAUCAUGUACUGUAGGCUAGCUAGGCUAGCUAGUCUUGUCUCCAGUACAAUACCCCUAUACAACCAAUGACAUGGUAAAGCUGUAGUUUUUGUACGUAAACGUUCUCCUUGCAUCCACCAAACCCUUGAUUCGUCCGUCGGACUGACAAAUGGUGAAACAUGAGACAUCACUCUUAAGAAAGCGCUUCUACUGCUCCAGAGUCCAAUGGCCUGCGAGCUUUACACCACUUCAACCGACGCUUGGCACGGCGCAUGGUGAUCUUAGGCUUGUGUGCGUCUGCUCGGCCAUGGAAACCCAUUUCAUGAAACUACCGACGAACAGUUAUUGUGCUGCAGUUGCUUCCAGAGGCAGUUUGGAACUCGGUAGUGAGUGUUGCAACCGAUGACAGACUAUUUUUACGCACUUCAGUACUCGGCGGUCCUCUUCUGUGAGCUUGUGUGGCCUACCACUUCGCGGCUGAGCCGUUGUUGCUCCUAGACGUUUCCACUUCACAGUAACAGCACUUAUAGUUGACCGGGGAAGCUGUAGCAGGGCAGAAAUUUGAUGAACUGACUUGUUGGAAAGGUGGCAUCCUGUGACGGUGCCACGUUGAAAGUAACUGAGCUCUUCAAUAAGGCCAUUCUACUGCCAAUGUUUGUCUUUGGAGAUUGCAUGGCGGUGUGCUGGAUUUUGUACACCUGUCCGCAAUGGGUGUGGCUGAAAUAGCCGAAUCCAUCUUUAUUUUUUUUAAGGGGUGUCCGCAUACUUACGUAAAUAUAGUGUACAUGAAUCUAGAGCUCCAGAUUCCAGCUGGUUUAAACAACUAGUAUAUAAAAUGGUGUUUCUUAAUACGGACAAAUGAAACAUGACAUGUACGCAAAACGAUGAAUGUGAGCAUCCUUAUGUGCGCAUUUUAUUCUAUGGACUUGAAUAUUCUUAUUGUGGUGAUGCUGCUGCUUUGAUGGUAAAGGUCUAGUAGAGGAUACUGGUUUCUACCAAACAUCAUCUCGUCUGGUUUGGUCUUCGUUUUGUUCCCAAGCCUGAAUUCUCUCUUCCCCAUAGCCUGGUCCCAGACCGGUUUCUGUUGUCCUGCCAAAAUGACACUAUAAGGUGUUGGCUUGGCUCCACCACAAACCGAUCUGACAACAGUCUCUCUGUUCCAUCUUUUCUCAUUCUUCUUCUCUGGUUUUGGAAGCAGCAUAGAGGUAUACACCAACACAUUCCAUGCUGUCUUGUCAGUUUGUUGUCUCUCUCAAAAAGCUGUUGAAUAUUUUUUUUUUUAUUCUAAUAAUGUGUAUACCAGAAUUUAAGUCUUCACUAUUUCUGAGAAUGGGGCCUCCUCCUUCCUGAAUUUAGCAAUAAUGUUUUUGAAAAAGUGUGCAGAAAUGUGAUGACGGGACUAUAUUGAUAUUAACGGGCAGAAUCAUACAACAUUCCCUGCGUUGCUUUUCCAACUCCGUUGGAUUUAGCCUGGCUCCAGAUCUGUUUGUGCUUUUACCUACUUCAUGCUGUCGUUCAAGCCAAGACGAGGAGUGGCACGGUGGCACAAACAGACUGGUACCCAGGCUACAUUAGAGAUUGACAAGACCGCACAAGCAGAUCUGGGAUCCAGGCGAACAACCUGCCUUGUACUUCCUGCUGUCUGACACGUAAAGCUGCCUAACACGUCAUCAUAGACGGACCGACGCUUCAUUAAUUCUACUCUGUCCACCAGCACAGCAUUUAAACUGCUUUUAUUUAGACAAACAAACGGGGCAGUUGGAAAAAGUGUUGUCUCUAGCCACUGAGCCUGGGGACGAGGUUAGUAGAGGUGUCGUCUCUAGCCACUGAGCCUGGGGACGAGGUUAGUAGAGGUGUCGUCUCUAGCCACUGAGCCUGGGGACGAGGUUAGUAGAGGUGUCGUCUCUAACCACUGAGCCUGGGGACGAGGUUAGUAGAGGUGUCGUCUCUAGCCACUGAGCCUGGGGACGAGGUUAGUAGAGGUGUCGUCUCUAGCCACUGAGCCUGGGGACGAGGUUAGUAGAGGUGUCGUCUCUAGCCACUGAGCCUGGGGACGAGGUUAGUAGAGGUGUCGUCUCUAGCCACUGAGCCUGGGGACGAGGUUAGUAGAGGUGUCGUCUCUAGCCACUGAGCCUGGGGACGAGGUUAGUAGAGGUGUCGUCUCUAGCCACUGAGCCUGGGGACGAGGUUAGUAGAGGUGUCGUCUCUAGCCACUGAGCCUGGGGACGAGGUUAGUAGAGGUGUCGUCUCUAGCCACUGAGCCUGGGGACGAGGUUAGUAGAGGUGUCGUCUCUAGCCACUGAGCCUGGGGACGAGGUUAGUAGAGGUGUCGUCUCUAGCCACUGAGCCUGGGGACGAGGUUAGUAGAGGUGUCGUCUCUAGCCACUGAGCCUGGGGACGAGGUUAGUAGAGGUGUCGUCUCUAGCCACUGAGCCUGGGGACGAGGUUAGUAGAGGUGUCGUCUCUAGCCACUGAGCCUGGGGACGAGGUUAGUAGAGGUGUCGUCUCUAGCCACUGAGCCUGGGGACGAGGUUAGUAGAGGUGUCGUCUCUAGCCACUGAGCCUGGGGACGAGGUUAACGUAGACAUAUGUUAUGCAAUCAUGAAGCGGGUUUUACCGACAUCGAAAUCUUUAGUUUCUGUUCAUCUGUUGGCUCUACUUAACGUAGACACAUGUUAUGCAACCAUGGAUUUGUACAGGAAGUCUUCCAUAGACCUACCAAGUCUUAGCCUGGCCCCAGAUCUGUUUCUACUGUUUAGCCAACUCCUAAAUGGUGUUUGACAUGACAAUGACCAUAAGAGUUGGAUAUACAAACUAAUCUGUGUCCAGGCUAACAAAGCCCUACUCUGUGAGCUAACUGGAGUCUGGUGAAGUAGCCUCUAGAUCAGAGGUAGGCAAACUUUUUGGCUUGAGGGCCACAUCGGGAUUUUGAAAUUCAACAGAGGGAUGCAUUUUUUUGGGGGGGGACCAAUUGCUUGUUAAAAUCAAUUUGCGGGGGGCCUCCCGAGUGGUCUAAGGCGUCAUUACAGACCCGGGUUCGAUCCCAGGCUGUGUCAUAGCCGGCCGUGACUGGGAGACCCAUGAGGCGGCGCACAAUUGGCCCAACGACGUCCAGGUUAGGAGAGGGUUUGGCAGGCCGAGAUUUCCUUGUCCCAGUCCCGGGCCGGGCGCAGUGCACACUGAUACAGUCGCCAGGUGUACGUUUUUUUCCUCUGACACGUUGGUGCGGCUGGGUUAAGCGGGCAUUGUGUCAAGAAGAGUCCUUACUGGAGUUGCAGCGAUGGGACAAGACUGUAACUACCAAUUUGGAUACCACGAACUUGGGUAUUCAGAUACUGGGUCGGUUUAUACAUUUUUGCCAGCUAAUGGUUAAGGUUAGGAUUGGGGGGAGGGGAAGCUGUUCCUAGAUCUGUACCUAAAGAGAAACUUGGUUUCUUGAUUUAACUGCCCAUUGGAACACAGCCUGGUCUCAUAGACCUGACGUAACAUAGUAAAAGCAAAUCCGCGAUACUAAUUAGUAUGAUAGGUUACGUUACGUUUGGUUACAUGAGACAUGGUUACUGAAGGUAAAAAUUAAAAUAGGAUGGUUGAGGUGGACGUGUGGGCGUAUAAAGCCAAUGUCUUCUAACCGUUGCGACUUUGCAACUACUUAACAUGUUAGCUAGCCCUUCCCCUAAUCUUAACAUGUUAGCUAGCCCUUCCCUUAAUCUUAACAUGUUAGCUAGCCCUCCCCCUAAUCUUAACAUGUUAGCUAGCCCUCCCCCUAAUCUUAACAUGUUAGCUAGCCCUUCCCCUAAUCUUAACAUGUUAGCUAGCCCUUCCCCUAAUCUUAACAUGUUAGCUAGCCCUCCCCCUAAUCUUAACAUGUUAGCUAGCCCUUCCCCUAAUCUUGACAUGUUAGCUAGCCCUUCCCCUAAUCUUGACAUGUUAGCUAACCCUUUCCCUUUAACGUAACUCCAAAACGAACUGUUUGCCAUCUAACUAGAAUUCGUAACAUAUCAUACGUUUUACAAAUUUGUAACAUAUUGUACAUUUUGGCAAAUUCGUAACCUAUAAAAUGGGUGACGGACUUUCACAAAUUAAUACAUACGAAACAUAACGUAUCAUAUCAAAUGGAGUGUCUCGGAUUUACGUAUAGAAUAAUAGGAAAUGAUCUGAGACCAGGUUAUGGAACAAGGUACUAGACUAGCUUCAGACCAGGUUAUGGAACAAGGUACUAGACUAGCUUCAGACCAGGUUAUGGAACAAGGUACUAGACUAGCUUCAGACCAGGUUAUGGAACAAGGUACUAGACUAGCUUCAGACCAGGUUAUGGAACAAGGUACUAGACUAGCUUCAGACCAGGUUAUGGAACAAGGUACUAGACUAGCUUCAGACCAGGUUAUGGAACAAGGUACUAGACUAGCUUCAGACCAGGUUACGGAACAAGGUACUAGACUUGCUUCAGACCAGGUUACGGAACAAGGUACUAGACUUGCUUCAGACCAGGUUAUGGAACAAGGUACUAGACUAGCUUCAGACCAGGGAUGAUGAAAUACUCGUCCCACCGUUAUCAAGCGCAUUACAAACGUACUCUCUUUCGUCAUCCAGAUAACAUCAGUGUAUGAAUUGAUAUUUAUCACCCCACCAUGCUUGUUCAGUGUUAUUUAUUAAAUAAAUAAAAAUAACUGGCAACAA
This is a messenger RNA of Salmo salar (Atlantic salmon), 9846 nucleotides long. Its product is annotated as transmembrane protein 64. NCBI's taxonomy places the organism in Eukaryota, Metazoa, Chordata, Actinopteri, Salmoniformes, Salmonidae. Gene Ontology annotation, biological process: positive regulation of bone resorption; regulation of cytosolic calcium ion concentration; positive regulation of osteoclast differentiation. The record is from RefSeq and is a predicted model, not a curated record. Gene Ontology annotation, cellular component: endoplasmic reticulum.